This is a messenger RNA of Cyclocybe aegerita, 642 nucleotides long. NCBI's taxonomy places the organism in Eukaryota, Fungi, Basidiomycota, Agaricomycetes, Agaricales, Hemipholiotaceae. The record is from the annotation of a GenBank genome assembly.
AUGCAGAGCCCAAGUCGCAGCGUGUCGGGUCGUGGCGGUGCUGAUGUUGGGAUGAACGACCAGCCUGAGUCGCUACAGGGACCGGCCAGGAGAGGAGAGGAUGGGAGGCGGGCACUGAGAUACCAGAUGCACAAAACCACGCACUUGCCCAGCGCCGACUUGUAUUACUUCUAUAAUACCUCUCAGGGCGUGGAGAUAUCACUGUACAUCCGUGUACCUGCUGGGAGGAAGAAAGCUAUAGACGUCGGCGCUGGGGCGUGGCAAGGGCGAGGAACGAGGGGGGGAGGUUACAGUGGGGGGAAGGAGAGCCUGAGAGAAGCGAGAACGGAUCGUCAUAAUGUCGGAGUCAAAGUGGGAGUCGGCAACAUUGGGCUCAUGCACUACGCCCCGGCCCUUCUAACAUCGACCCCACCCCUUCAGCUCCAUCGGUCAUCGUGCAACAUGUGCAGGUGCUCGCUUGCUCGCAAUCGCCUGCAGCCCACUUCGACCUCCUCCGACAUCGCGCCGACCUACCCAUCUCUCGAGUUACUUCUGCCACGACUAGCUCAUGCCAAGCUUCCUCUAGGACUUUCGCACUCGCUCGUGCGCACGCUGGUCCCGUAUCCUAAGCAUUCAUCGACACCUCUCGUUGGAUCCGCGUGA